This is a messenger RNA of Ziziphus jujuba (common jujube), 858 nucleotides long. RefSeq lists its product as uncharacterized. Lineage: Eukaryota; Viridiplantae; Streptophyta; Magnoliopsida; Rosales; Rhamnaceae. Gene Ontology annotation, biological process: root development; shoot system development. The record is from RefSeq and is a predicted model, not a curated record. The transcript has a single exon. The coding region runs from base 1 to 858 and encodes 285 amino acids.
AUGGCAUCUUACCAUGUUCGCUCCAACAGCUUACCUUCAAGGCCACAUCCAGUCAUUCCUGAAUUCGAUGAGCAACUAUACAGGCUAAGGGCUUCUGAUGCUAGCUCUUCAUCAGCAUCAACCUCAACAAGAUGCAAACUAAAUGGACUUGGAGAUCUGCUUGAGUGUGUUGAAAGGUUGCUUUCACUACCAAACAACCAAAAGGCUUUAUCCCAAGAGCAGCAUGAGAAACAGGUUGAUCAAAUCUUGGAUGGAUCUCUGAGACUCUUGGAUGCAUGCAACAUAGCUAAAGAUGCCUUGUUGCAAACAAAGGAAUCCACACAAGAACUUCAAUCAAUUAUCCGAAGAAAAAGAGGUGGUAACAUUGAGUUGUCAAGUGAGGUUAAGAAAUUCUUAACAUCAAGGAAAGUGGUGAAGAAGGCAAUUCACAAGGCUAUUGAGCAAUUGAAGGGUAUUGCAAACAAUACCUUCAACAAGGACAAUGAGACCAUUGCAAUCGUAAGCAUGUUGAGGGAGGUUCAAGGAAUCACUCUUGCCAUAUUCGAAUCAUUGUUGUCCUUCAUUUCAGGAGCCAAGGCACGAUCAAAGCUCGGUGGAUGGUCAUUUAUUUCCAACAUAAUGUUCCAUAAUAGAGUCGGGGAAGAAUCCCAAUUGAAUGAUUUUGCUAAGGUUGACGUAGCAUUAAACAUUCUUGUGAGUCCAAAAAUGAAGAAAUCUGAUAGCUUGGCCGUAGAGAAUGCACAAAACCAGCUUGCAAAUUUAGAGUUGUGCAUUCAAGAUCUUGAAGAAGGAGUUGAGAGUCUGUUUAGGCGUUUGAUCAAAACCAGAGUUUCCCUUCUCAACAUCCUCAACCACUAG